This is a messenger RNA of Papaver somniferum (opium poppy), 1827 nucleotides long. Its product is annotated as UDP-N-acetylenolpyruvoylglucosamine reductase-like. Gene Ontology annotation, molecular function: FAD binding; UDP-N-acetylmuramate dehydrogenase activity. Gene Ontology annotation, biological process: cell wall organization. Bases 545 to 1705 code for a protein of 386 amino acids. The transcript has 4 exons. The record is from RefSeq and is a predicted model, not a curated record. Gene Ontology annotation, cellular component: cytosol. Lineage: Eukaryota; Viridiplantae; Streptophyta; Magnoliopsida; Ranunculales; Papaveraceae.
AAUACGCAGCAGAGACUUAUAAAGGCUUUUUUGCUGUUGAAAUCUGUACUGAAAACCCGACCACGAAAUCGAAAUGGAAACUGCAGAAGAUAUAAAUGUCAAUUCCUUUCUCUAAUCUCUACUCAAGGUUGUUGGUGAGCCUCUCUUUAUCUCUUACUCGAUCGAUUUAUCCCUCUUUUUUUUAAUUUUUUUCUUAAUUUAGGGUUUCACUGAAUCCCAACAAGUGAUUGUGUUUUCUGAAAUCCAGAUGCGUGUUUUCCUAUAAUUACAUUCUUGAUUACGAAAUUUCAUGAGAAAUUCAUUUCUUCGUUUUCUUGUGGUUUAGUUAGUGGGAAUGUGAAUAUUUGCUUGAUGAUUCUCCCUCCUAUGGAAAUUGCCAAAUUCCUCACAAAAAAUUAUCCCUGUUGUGUUGAUUAGUUUAUGGCAGAAAAGCCAAGAAAAAUGAUACUGCAUUUGUCUUGAGUGAGGUACCAAGCAAUUGCACUUUUGAUUCUCUCUAUGAAGAAUAUCUAAAUUUUUCAUGUUUUUGUAAAUUCUAAGCAGAAUGGGGUUUACAUCUAAAAUGUUUGUCGUCUCCAGUCCUAUUUCUGAUGUUAAAACUUCUAACCAUGAUUACAAAACCUUAUUUAAAACCGCUCGACAAUGUCAACAACAUCAAAUGGUUGUUUUAAGAAGAAAUAAACAUCCUCAAAUAUCUUUGUAUGCCUCUCAUUAUCAUAUCAUGAAACCCCGACACAAGGCAACUACUACUACUACUACUACUACCUGCAUUCUUAAAGAAGAACGAGAUUCUUCUCCAUCUUUUACUUCAUGUGGGUUGAAGUUCAUUCGUGGUAAAAAGCUACUUAGUGAACUAAGCACUUGGAGGAUUGGAGGCCCUUGUAAUUACUUUGUCCAGGUCUCGGAUCGGACCCAAUUGCUCUCUGCUAUCAGUGUCUUGCUUAACAGAUACUGUCGCGAACAUUCGAUUCGGUUUCUUAUCAUCGGCAAAGGAUCAAAUUGUCUCUUUGAUGAUUCCGGUUUUGAUGGUUGCAUAAUUCUGAACAGAAUUGACUUUUUCGAAGAGGUGAAAUCGGGUAUAUACAGAGUAGGUAGCGGUUACCCGUUCAAUCAGUUGGGUGUCCGAUGCUCCAAUGAUGGAUUCACGGGUCUUGAGUUUGCAUCUGGUGUUCCGGGCAGUGUUGGUGGAGGAGCUUACAUGAAUGCUGGAGCUAAUGGACAAGAGAUUUCUGAUGUCAUUUCCAGUGUUGAGAUAUUACAGACUGACGGUAGACUUGAAACAAUAAAUCAAAACGAUCUUGCUUUCAGCUACCGCAAAUCAUCCUUUCAGGACAUGGAAGACUUGGCUGCAAUUGUGGCUGUUACCUUCAAGAUAAAACCUUUUCCAUUAGCAAGGGAACAACAGAAAGCAUACUUAACAAAGAGACGCUUAUCUCAACCACUGGGAGAAAGAAGUGCUGGAUCAGUGUUUAAGAAUCCAGAAGGCGUUGGCGUCUCAGCGGGAGAAUUGAUUGAAAAAGCUGGACUGAAAGGUUUCAGAUUGGGAAAUGCAAAGAUAUCUGAAGUCCAUGCAAAUUUCUUUAUCAAUUGUGGUGGCUCAACUUCAAAAGACAUGAUUGAACUCAUAAACUUGGUUAAGGAGAAGGUCAAAGAUAAGUUCAACGUAGAGCUCAUUGAAGAAAUACAAUAUGUUUCACCCAUUUGAUCUUUGAUGUUUCAUAUAUAAUCUUUUCAUAAAUGGCAUUCGAGUUUUGUGAUUAAGGUAACUGUCCCAAAGAUGCUGUAGAAGCAAAUAUAUUCUGUUAUAAACAGUUCACAAUUCUAUGA